CCUAACAAACAAGUUUAGUAUCAGCAGGCCUUCUGCUUUUAUGCUUAAUUUAACGGCGAAGCCGAAACAAAGAAAGCGAAAGAAAAACGAAAACAGAGAAAGGGAAAGAGAUGAGGUUGCUAACCCACAACAUGUUGUCUUCAAACAUCAAGGGGGUUACCAAUGGCUUCCCUCUUAGGAUCGAAGCGGAAAAAGUGGUGGAGAAGCAAGUCGAUAUCAAUCACGAUUUCCUCCGCAACAUUUUCCCCAAGAUCGACUGGAAAGCCCUGUCCGAUGCUUCCAGAAUCAUGGGCUUCGUCGAGCUUCCCGAGGAGAGACCUGAUCCAUCGGCGCUGGACUCCGACCUUGAGUUCUUGAGAAUGUUCCAUCACUCCCUCUUGGAGCUUCAUCUCGAGGAAGGUGCCCUUGUUUGCCCCGAGACUGGCAGGAAGUUUCCGGUUAGUAAGGGGAUCCCUAAUAUGCUUCUUCAUGAGGAUGAGGUUUAAGUAAAGGGAGAUCUGGUUAUUUGAAUUAUGGUUUUUAGUCAUCUUCGUUUGUUGUUUUAAUUAUAUAAUAUGUUAUAAAAGAGAUUGAGAAGUGAUUAGUGAAA
Messenger RNA from Hibiscus syriacus, 589 nucleotides. RefSeq names its product multifunctional methyltransferase subunit TRM112 homolog A-like. Gene Ontology annotation, biological process: tRNA methylation; rRNA (guanine-N7)-methylation; peptidyl-glutamine methylation. NCBI's taxonomy places the organism in Eukaryota, Viridiplantae, Streptophyta, Magnoliopsida, Malvales, Malvaceae. Gene Ontology annotation, molecular function: protein heterodimerization activity. The record is from RefSeq and is a predicted model, not a curated record. The coding region runs from base 111 to 485 and encodes 124 amino acids. The transcript has a single exon.